Messenger RNA from Octopus bimaculoides (California two-spot octopus), 4107 nucleotides. Its product is annotated as E3 ubiquitin-protein ligase MIB2. The record is from RefSeq and is a predicted model, not a curated record. Gene Ontology annotation, biological process: protein ubiquitination. Gene Ontology annotation, molecular function: ubiquitin-protein transferase activity; zinc ion binding; protein binding. NCBI's taxonomy places the organism in Eukaryota, Metazoa, Mollusca, Cephalopoda, Octopoda, Octopodidae. Gene Ontology annotation, cellular component: cytoplasm.
GCUCAACUGUGUAUACGUAUAUAUGUUACUUAUUACAUGUGCGUGCGUACGUUCGAAUGGGGGAACGAAAGAAUAGAGGAACGAAUGAAUGAACGAAUGACCGACCGUGCGAGUGGUAGUAGUAUUACUAACAGUGGUGGUUGCUGUCGUCGCGGUGGAGGUGGUGACUGCAGGUGCGCGUUGUGUGGAGAUAGAGAGAGAGAGUGAGAGACGAACCAGGAUACCUUUACUUUACGCCACAGAACGGAAUUUACGAGCGGCUUGUCAACUGUUUUGGUGAUUUUUUUUUUUUUUGGCGAUCACACGGAGACUCAUAUAUGUAUAUAUGUUUAUAAAUAUAUAUACUUUUAUAUAUAUUUGUAUUUAUAUAUGUAUGUAUAUAUGUAUGUACAUAAACAUUGUAAAGUGAAAUGCCUCCAUUUGCUUCUUGGGAUUAUUACAACCAGCAGUUUUUGACCUGUCCAUUUGAAGUGUGUCUGUAUAAAACUCCCAGCUAGUCACAAGCUAUAAACAGAUUUUCCUCGUUGGCCUCUAGGGACACUAAUAAGCUCCUCUCCGCCGGGGGAGGCACAGCUGAAGGAAUGGAUGUUGGCCUGCGUGUGACACGUGGUCCCGAUUGGAAGUGGGGCAACCAGGAUGGUGGCGUGGGCAACAUCGGUACCGUCAUAGAAAUAGGAAAACCCGGCAGUGCGACAUCACCAGACAAGACCGUGGUCGUCCAGUGGGAUCACGGUUCUCGCACAAACUAUCGCAUCGGUUAUCAAGGGGCAUAUGACCUCAGAGUCUUCGACAAUGCUCCGAGUGGUGUGAAGCAUACAAGCAUCAUCUGUGAUUCUUGCAAUAAGUCUGCAAUUCAGGGCAUGCGAUGGCGAUGCCUCACGUGCCAUGAUUUCGAUCUGUGUACUGUAUGUUACCAUGGAGACAAGCAUGACAUUAAACACUCAUUCCUGCGAUUUGACACUCCGGCAUCAAAAGGUGUCAAGAUGCCCAAGCGGGCGAGCAGUACAAAAAUGGAGGCCUGGGGGAUAUUCAAAGGAGCGAAAGUUCUACGAGGAAAUGACUGGGAUUGGGGAAAUCAAGAUGGAGGCGAAGGAAAACCCGGAAAGGUGAGGGAUAUCCGUGGUUGGGAUUUAGAGUCAGGACGUAGUGUUGCAAACGUUGUGUGGAGCAAUUCUCAAAUGAAUGUCUACCGAGUUGGGCACAAGGGUAAAGUAGACCUAAAGGCAACCCAAUGUGCCUCUGGUGGCAUGUUUUAUGUGGACCAUUUGCCAGUUCUUGGUGAAUUCACAGAAACGUCAGCUUCAGGUGAACCUACUUGCCAUUUCAAAGUAGGUGACCGUGUCCGGGUGGAUCUAGACAUGGAAAUAUUAAAAGUGAUGCAAGAAGGCCAUGGAGGGUGGAAUCCUCGUAUGGCAGAAUAUAUAGGUCAAGUUGGUUCUGUCCAUCGAAUCACCGAUCGUGGUGAUGUACGUGUGCAAUAUGAAGGAUGUAGUAACAGAUGGACCUUUCAUCCCGGCGCUCUAACAAAGGUUCAACUAUUUGCCAUAGGUGAUUCAGUCCAGAUAAUUGAAGAUAUUCGUAAAGUCAAAGAAUAUCAGAAAGGUCACGGAGAAUGGACUGAUAGCAUGGCAUCGGCAUUAGGUAAAAUUGGUAAAGUGAAACAGGUUUACCCAGAUGGUGAUUUACUUGUGGCGGUGUCUGGUAAAAAGUGGACAUAUAACCCUUUGUGCUGUGCAGUGGCGCCAAAUAGUCCUCUUGAGGUGAAUAACAUUCAUAGUAUGAGUGAUAGAGAGGAAGACCCUGCAUCGCUGACAGAGCUGCUGGAACAGUUAUUGAACAUGAGUCAUAAAGACACACGUCUUGACCAGUUCGUACGAGAAGCUGCUCAAGGACAAAUAGAAAAUAUUCGUGAAGUUAUAACAAAACAUCCAGACAAAAUUGAUCAAAGAAGUUCUGGUAAAACGGCCCUACAAGUUGCCAGUCAUCAGGGCCAUAAAGACAUUGUAUUAAUGCUGCUGGAAGCCGGAGCUAAUUUAGAAUUACAAGAUGAAGACGGAGACACAGCUCUACAUUAUUCAGCAUUUGGUAACCAACCAGAGGUAAUGGAACUGCUGUUGUUGAAGGGAGCCAACAUUAACGCUUUCAACAAAGGUGGCUGUAGCACACUUCAUGUAGCCGUGAAUAAACAGUUUGUCAAGUGUGUCCGGGUAUUACUUAAGCAUUCGACUCCAGUUAAUAUUCAGGUAUGUAACAGCAACAACAUUUUCACGGGUCGAGGCCAAGCACAAUUGGAUAUUCGGAACAAUCGUCAACAGACUCCACUUCUCCUUGCCGUGUCCCAGGGCCAUAUAGGUUUGACGGAAUUCCUGGUGUCAAAAGGAGCGGAAAUCAACGCCGAAGAUGAAGACGGAGAUAUCUGCUUACAUCUGGCUCUCUUGAGGCAGACUGUUGGCAGCGAGAGUGAACACUCACAUGUACUAGAUGGAAUUCGUUCACAACUUGGCUUAAGCGAAGAAGAUGAGCGUUCGGGUGUGGUUGUAGCUUGUUAUCUUGCACAACGAGGUGCAGAUCUUUACCAUAAAAACCACCGAAAGGUUACACCACUCGACAUCAUCGGCGAUUCGAUAUUGGAAGAGAGAGUGAAGAGGUUUGCUGCAAUUUCAAUGGGACAACAAGUGCCAGACCAUAUCGAUGAUCCAAGAAGUCAUAUCAAAGAUUGUUUGCUGUGUUCUGAUAAACAGGCAACUGUGAAGUUCCAGCCCUGUGGUCAUGUGGUGACCUGCGAAGACUGUAGCCUAAAAAUUAUGAUUAAAAAAUGUAUCCAGUGUAAAGUGCCUGUAACUAGCAAAAUUGGAAUUGAUGGCUCCCAGUUCAAUAUUCUCCAUUCAUCACCAAGCUCACUGGAUUCAAAACACCAACAGAUUCAAGAACUGGAAGAACAGAUCACAUGUUCAAUCUGUAUGGAGCGUCGUCGCAACAUGGCAUUCGUGUGUGGCCACACCACUUGCAAAGAGUGCGGGGAAGUGUUGAAGCAGUGUCACAUGUGCCGCAAACCAAUUCAGAAGAAGAUCAUUCUGUAUUGAUCUCCAUCCUGGCCCAUCCCAACCUCACGCAAUCAAUCCUCCCCCACCCUUUUCUUCCUUCCACAAAUCAAUCCCUUUUGCUUUCUCUGGUUUUAUGUCUGUCUGUCACUCUCUCUUUCUCUGUUCUUUUCUUUCUUUCUUUCUUUUUUCCAAACCCCUUCUUCCCACCUUUGACCCCUGUCUUUCUUUGCUCCCUCCCUAUCCCUGUCCACCACCACGCUGCCUCUAAUUAAGUGUUUUUUGUUGGUUUUUUUUUUUUUCUAAUUACCUGUAUGACAUGUGGUGGUUGGCCAGCUGGCCGGCUGGCUGGCUGAGUGCACAGUGAAGCUCGCUGUCAAUCUACACCUCACACUACCACCCUCACAUCAUCCUCUGCUUUUGUGUUUGAGUGGUUUUUGUUUUUUUGUUUUUAAUCUGAUUUUAAUCUUACAAUUCAGUCACCCUUUCAUUGCAGCUUUCACCAGAUUUAUUUCACUCCUUUCAUCCACACCAUUCUAUAUAUACAAAUAUAUAUAUAUAUACAAAUAUAUACACACACACACACACACACACAUACAUGUAUGUAUAUAUACAUGUGCACACAUAUGCACACACACACAUCUUCAUAUAUACAUACAAAUAUAAAUAAACACAUACAUAUAUAUGUAUACAUAUAUAUAUAUAAAUAAAUAUAUAUAUUUUUUUAUAUAUAUAUAUAUAUAUGUAUAUAUACACACACACACACACACACACACACAUAUACAUGUAUGUAUGCAUAUUUAUGCAUGUACAUAAAAAUAUUUUUGUAUAUAUUUAUAUAAAUGUGUGUGCAUGUAUAUAUAUAUGUGUGUGUGUAUACAUAAAAAUAUUUGUGUAUAUAUUUAUAUAAAUGUGUGUGUGUGUGUGUAUAUAUAUAUAUGAAAUAACAAAUAAAUGAGGAAGGUUAUGAGAUCAGAAGGAAGAAGAGACAAAUAAAUAAUAUAUGAUGAAGUCAGACAAGUAAUACAUAUGAUGGAAAAAACCCCAUCAAAAUCUGAAAUGAAAU